Daucus carota subsp. sativus is the source of this 3564-nucleotide messenger RNA. RefSeq names its product flowering time control protein FCA. The record is from RefSeq and is a predicted model, not a curated record. Gene Ontology annotation, molecular function: protein binding; RNA binding. Gene Ontology annotation, cellular component: ribonucleoprotein complex. Bases 117 to 3206 code for a protein of 1029 amino acids. NCBI's taxonomy places the organism in Eukaryota, Viridiplantae, Streptophyta, Magnoliopsida, Apiales, Apiaceae. The transcript is spliced from 19 exons.
ACACUCCUCGAUUCAUAAAAUUACACACUCCCCUUUUUUACUAUUUAAACAUUUACGAAAAUAGUAAAAUCCCCAAUUUAAUUUUCUAGGGUUUGCAAUUUCAGUUUCAAUUCUCCAUGGAUAGACACCGCGGCGGCGCAGCCGAUCGCUACGGCGACUCGCGGCCCUACCGCAACUCCAGAGCGCCUCCUCCGCCUCCGCCACGAGGCGACGGCGCUUAUCCAAUGAAAAAACACCACAACAAUCACAAUCACACUAGCCCUGAUGGGAGUUACUUUAAUUCGGGGUUUUCUAGCGGCGGUCGUGACCGUGGUGGUGUCAAUAGUCCACCUAGGUUUUCGGGUGGUGGAGGUGGAGGGCGUGGACCGGGGUUUCGAGGCGGUGGAGGACGUGGAGGUUCUGGUAAUUUUGAUCAGAGGAGUCCAAAUGGUGGUGGAGGACGUGGUGGUAUGGGUAAUUUUGAUAAACAGGGUCCAGGUAGUGGUGGAGGUCGUGGCGGUGCGGGGAAUUUUGAUCAACGGGGUCCAAGUGGUGGUGGUGGACGUGGCAAUUUUGAUCACCAAGGUCCUCCGGCAAGUGGUGGAGGCUAUGGUCCAGGUAAUUUUGAUCAACAGGGUGUGGUUGGUGGUGGAGAACGGGGAAAUUUUGAUUAUCAUGGUCCGAUAACUGGUGGAGGCUAUGGUCAUGGUAAUUUUGAUCAACAGGGUCCAAUUAGUGGCGGAGAGCGUGGCAAUUUUGAUCACCAGGGUCCGGUUAGUCGUGGAGGACGUGGCGGUGUGGUUAACUAUGAUGAACAAGGUCCAGUUAGUGUUGGAGGACGGGGUGGUAUGAGUAAUUUUGAUCAACAAGGUCCAAUUAGUGGCAGAGCCCAUGGUGAUUUUGAUCAGCAGGGUCCACUUAGUGGUGGAGCACGGGGUAAUUUUGAACAGCAGGAUUCAGUUAGUGGUGGAGGACGGGGUAAUUUUGAUCGGCAGGGUCCAAUUAGUGGUGGGCGGGGUAAUUUUGACCAGCAGGGUCCAGUUAGUGGUGUAGGACGGGGUAAUUUUGACCAGCAGGGUCCAGUUAGUGGUGGAGGACGUGGCGGUGCAGUUAAUUUUGAUCACCAAGGUCCUGUAAUAAGUGGAGGACGUGGCGGUGCUGUUAAUUUUGAUCAACAGGGUCCUACUACUGGUGGAGGACGUGGAGGUAGGGUUGAUUUUGAUCCACAGGGUCCAGUUACUGGCCAUAAGCGAGGGUAUCCUUUUUCCGCUCCUGCGGUAUCUCCAGAUAAUCAAGAUGGGGGUGCUUUCGCCAAACUUUUUGUCGGUUCUGUUCCAAGGACAGCCACUGAAGAAGAUAUACGGCCGUUGUUUGACCAACAUGGACGCGUUCUAGAGGUUGCUCUGAUCAAGGACAAGAAAACUGGGCAACAGCAAGGAUGUUGUUUUAUAAAAUAUGCUACUUCAGGGGAGGCAGAUAGGGCUAUUAGAGCUUUGCAUAAUCAGCACACUUUACCCGGGGGGGUGGGUCCUAUCCAAGUGAGAUAUGCUGAUGGGGAGCGAGAGCGCUUAGGUGCAGUUGAGUACAAAUUGUUCGUUGGCUCACUGAACAAACAAGCUAUAGAAAAAGAAGUCGAGGAGAUAUUUUCGCCAUAUGGUCGAGUUGAAGAUGUGUAUCUAAUGCGUGAUGAAAUGAAGCAGAGUCGUGGAUGUGGGUUCGUGAAAUAUUCGAGUAGAGAAUCGGCAAUGGCUGCAAUAAAUUCACUUAGUGGAAGUUAUAUAAUGAGAGGUUGUGAUCAGCCACUAACUGUUCGGUUUGCUGAUCCCAAAAGGCCAAGACCAGGGGAAUCAAGAAAUGGUCCUUCAUUUGGUGGUCCUGGUUUUGGUCCUCGGUUUCAACCACCAGGGCUUAGGCCAAUGCCAAACACGAUUGAGACUACUCACAACCAUAAUCUGCCUAAUACCUGGCAUCCAAUGAGUCCGCAGAAUCAAGUGCCAUCUGACGUUGGGAUACAUACCCGGUUUCCAGCACCUUCAACACCAGGUGGUUCUUCCUCUGGGGGCUUUAGUGGCUCUGCUGACGGUUCUUCCCCUGUGUUUCCAGUUUCGUCAUCAACAGUGCCACAGAAUUAUAAUCAGUCAAAGCCGCAAGUCCCGUCUUUUAGCCAGCAAAUUACACCAGUGCAACAACAGCCAUAUCACUCAUCACAGCAGUACCCAUCUUCGAUGCAGUCACAAUCAGCAGGAUCUUACCCUCAGAAACAAACCUCUGUUGCACAGACUCCUUAUAGUCAGACAUAUUCAUCUCAAAAGCAGCCUGGUGUAAAUGGGCAGCUGCCUGUUUCACUAUCGCAUAACCAGCAGAAUCUUCCACCUGCUUCGACACAAAUCCCGUCAAAUAAUAAUGUACCACCACAAUCUCUCCCUGGUAUUGCAAAUCAACCACAGUUAAAUCCUCAGCAGCAAUUUCCUCAACCUCUUCACCAGUCGCCCUCUCAGUUGACAGCACAGAUGCUGUCACAGCAGACACAAGCUCUGCAGGCAAGGCUUCAAUCAUCACAACAGGCAUUCUCACAGAUCCAGCAACAGCUGCAGAUGAUGCAACCAUCAAAUCAGAGUUUUACGAUGCAGCAAGGUCCAAAAGCUAGUUCUCAGCAGACCUCGUGGGAUGGAAUGACUCCACAGACAAGUGCCAGCAGCAAGGUCAAUCCUCCGGUUGCAGAUGGGCCUUCUGCUGCAACUGCACCUUCAGUUAUUCCUGAGAUGACACACACAGCAGUUCCUUUGAAAUGUAACUGGACAGAGCAUACCUCUCCCGAAGGAUUCAAAUACUACUACAAUAGUACAACUGGUGAAAGCAAAUGGGAAAAGCCAGAGGAGCUGUCAUCAUUUGAAAAACAGCAGACACAACUACAGAAAUCUUCAGUUCAACAGCCUCAAAGUCAGUUUCAGCCCCAAGGUCUCCCUACUCAGCAAGUUCCUCCAAACCCUCAAGGUCAAUUCCAGCCACAACUUCAACCGCAGCUCCGCUACCCACCACAGCUGCAACAGCCCUCUCAGUCUUCUUCAUACCAGGCUCCUGGAUAUGCAGGUCACCAAGGUACUCAGGAUAUUGCCUAUAAACAAUCACCGGCGGUUGCUAGCUCAGUAAAUGAUCCCUCACGAUUCCAGCAGGGUCUGCAGGGUUCUCAGGAAUGGAUGUGGAAGAAUAAUCCCACAGGUGCCUGAGUGAGAUAGGAUGUAUGCAGAAAUGUCUCGUAAUGAAUACCGAGUUAGAGGUGGUUUUGCCUAAUGCGAGAUAUGCUGGGAGAGUGCAAGGAAAUGUAGACUUGAUAAUGAAGUUAAUGCAUGGCAGGGUUCUUCUUUAUCGGUUUCUUUCCCAUGUUUUGUCAUUUAUUGACUCCUGGGUCAUUAACAUCUUGACCUAUGCGCCUUCUCUAACUUUGUAACAUUUAGACUAGUUUUCAGUUUUAGAUCUAAUCUUUUUUUUCUUCUCCAUAUAUGAGGAAUCUGUAAAAUCGAUAAGAGCUUUGUAACACAUUUUUAGAGAGAUACAGUCUUGUUAGCUGUUAUAAUUUUCUUUACA